This is a messenger RNA of Haemonchus placei, 1221 nucleotides long. The record is from the annotation of a GenBank genome assembly. NCBI's taxonomy places the organism in Eukaryota, Metazoa, Nematoda, Chromadorea, Rhabditida, Trichostrongylidae.
AUGUCUCGUGGUGGACGUGCAGAAAACGGAGGAAUGAGGAAGAGGCGCAGUGAAAGAAGCCGCUCGCGCAGUCCUCAAAAAGGCGAUCCCAAAAGAAUUGCAGAUCGCUUCUACAACAGUUUAGGUGGACGUGAUGGUGACAGACGCAGUGGCGGUGGGAUGGGCGAACGCAUGGUGUUUAUCACUAAUCUUGCUUAUGAGGUUCGCUGGGUGGAGCUGAAGGAUAUUCUGCGUGAGCACGGUGGAGAGGUUGUUUUUGUCGAGCUGUUGGAAGAUCGCAACGGACAUCCGAAGGGGAAUGCGAUCGCCGAGUUCAAGACGAAGGAAGGCGCAGCAAACUGUAUUAAGAAUCUUGAUGGCUUCGAGAUUCGCAAGAGAAAAAUUAUUACGAAACCAAUCCGCGAUCCAGCUGCAUUUUUACGUAAGGUACAAGAAGAAACGGGUGUUGAUUAUUUGGCUAAGUGUGGAGGCUCUGCACUUGCUAGGGUUCGCGAUGACCGCCCCGCUCGAACGGGCAGCUACGAUCUUUUCGGAUUGAGUCCGGAGUUCCUGCGUCAGCACAACAUAGAUCCUCCUCUAUGUGAUCGCGUUUUCAUUGCAAAUCUGUCAUUCAAUGUUGGAACUGGACGGAUUUAUGAUAUAUUUGGCCUCGCCGGUAAUAUUGUGUGGAUGGAUCUUCAUAUGGACAAGGAAGGGAAAAGCAAGGGUGUAUGUAUUCUUCAAUUUUCUCAUCCCAUCGAGGCAGUGCAAGCAAUUUCAAUGUUCCACGGACAGAAGCUUUACGACCGUGUAUUGGUUGUGAAAAUGGACAGAUAUGAAAAAAGUGAACCUCCUCGUGAAGGCGCUCUUCCACGUGGACUUGAGGCUAUUGGAGCUGGAUUGGGAGCAAAUGGAGCCCCACUUACAGACGUCGCCUCUGUGGUUGCAUCUCUUCGCGGAGACGGAGCAGUGCCCGCUGCCGCUAUAGCCCCCGUCCCGGCCCAGUCUAGUCAGAUGAUGCUUUUCUUGGGGCUGAUUCGCGAAGAGCUACCACCUGACUACACAUGGCAAAUUGUACGUGAUCGAGUCCAGCAAUUCGGAGAUGCGGAGUCUGUUGAGAUGAUCGCAGCAGGGGUUGCACGCGUCCGCUUUGCUCUCAUUCAGGAUGCUGAGCGCAUGCGUGGUGCUUUGACUGGAACUACCGUUGAAGGACGCACAAUUUCUGUUGAGUACAUGCAUUAA